Messenger RNA from Mycotypha africana, 939 nucleotides. RefSeq lists its product as uncharacterized. Lineage: Eukaryota; Fungi; Mucoromycota; Mucoromycetes; Mucorales; Mycotyphaceae. The transcript is spliced from 3 exons. The coding region runs from base 72 to 689 and encodes 205 amino acids. Gene Ontology annotation, molecular function: oxoglutarate dehydrogenase (succinyl-transferring) activity; thiamine pyrophosphate binding. The record is from RefSeq and is a predicted model, not a curated record. Gene Ontology annotation, biological process: tricarboxylic acid cycle.
GAUACGUACAAUUGUUUGGAGAACUUACAUGUGUAUGAUCCUUAUAUUUUGGUUGUUAUGAUGCAUAUUAGAUGAGUAAUGAGGCUUUUGAUGUCCAUGCAGAAGAGAAAAAACCACCUAACUGGCAUAUCGUCAACUGUACGACACCUGCGCAAUAUUUCCAUGUGCUCCGUCGGCAAAUGCUUAGAAAUUAUAGAAAACCAUUAAUCGUCAUAUCACCAAAGAGUUUGUUAAAGUCACCUCUUGCAGUUAGUUCAUGGAAUGAUUUCUCACCCGGCACUCGUUUCAAACCCGUUUUGAGUGAUACGUCUAUUAAGGACACUUCUAAAGUGAAAAAGGUCGUUUUCAUAUCUGGUAAAUUCUAUUAUGAUGUUUUCAAAGAAAGAGCUGCCAAGGGUUUCGAUGAUGAAAUAGCAUUGGUAAGAGUGGAAGAAUUAAGCCCUUUCCCUAAGCAAGAAUUACAAAAGGAAAUUGCAAAGUAUGAGCAAGCUCAAAAUUUUGUCUGGUGUCAGGAAGAGCCUCAAAAUGCGGGGGCUUAUUCCUUUAUGGCCCCUAGGAUUGCUCAACUUUUGCCCGAAAAUAAGACAAUUGAGUAUGUUGGUAGGAAAGCUCUUUCUGCUCCUGCCAUUGGUAUACCAUCCAUAUUCAAAAAUGAGACAAACCAACUGCUUUCAAAUAUAUUGAAAUAAAUAGAUCUCUAAUGAUGUUGUAUUUUAUAUAUACUUGAAAUAUGUAAGAAGCAUAAAUAGAUAUUGUAAAAAAGAAAAUGCGUCUCUGAAAGUGUGAUGAGGGUGAUUUAAGGGCAUAUUGAUAUUACACAUAAAUAAAAAUCGAGAUAGAUUGCUUCGAUGAAGCAUUACUGUUUAAUUUGCAGCUCCAUAGUUGACUUGUCUAAUUCUGUAUGUUUGUAAAUAUAACCAAUCCAUUUCAGAGACAUCG